Messenger RNA from Arachis ipaensis, 903 nucleotides. The record is from RefSeq and is a predicted model, not a curated record. Lineage: Eukaryota; Viridiplantae; Streptophyta; Magnoliopsida; Fabales; Fabaceae.
AUGCAUGGUGUUAAGUUCACGGAUAAAGAACCGUUGAGCAUUUUUAUCCGUUCGACUGAUACUUUGUCGGAUCUGAAGAGGAACAUACUGCAGAAGGCAGGGUUAGCUGGGGCCAAGUCGGUGAAGAAGGUGUUCUACAAGAUUCCGAUGGCGGCCGUGUCGAGUGGUGUGCAGUAUGAAACAUUUGUCAUCGGGUCGGAUGAAGACAUGUGGGUGUUGUUUCAUUGUUGGCAGAGUUUUCCGGAGGUGAGAAUACACGAGUUGUUUGCCAAGUUAAAAAACCGUGUGGAAAGUUCCGGAGCUUCAGUGCCAAAUCCUCAGUCGACGACAAUGGAGGGUGCUUCUACUUCGAUGCCUGUCGUUGCACCUCCUACCUGCACCUCCACCUAUUCUAGCACUGGCAGAUAUGUCACCCGUGAGGACGAGACUCCAGUGCCCUCACCUGCACCUCAGGGGUCAUCCAGUUCUGGGUCCUACCAACAACCGCUGCAUUUCUCGACGCUCAAUCUGGAAGCAGUGAGCCAACAACCAGAUGAUCGACACACCUUCGACAACCGCGGAUUACACGAGGGCAAUGCUUCUGGCGAAUUUCAGAUUGGUCAAUCUUUUCAGACUAAGGAGGAAGCUGUGAUGAGUGUUAAGGAUUAUAGCAUUCGUCGUGGAGUUCAGUAUAAGGUAAUGGAAUCUAAUCAUCUGAAGUAUGUUCAGAGAUGCAAGGAGUUUGGAAAUGGCUGCAGCUGGAUCAUCCGAGUUGCACUUCGGCAGCGAAAGGGUAAUUGGGAUGUUAGAAGGGCAGAUGCAGCAAUUACCAUAAAGGUGUUGCAAGAAGCUACUGAGUUAACUUACGGAUUCAGGCCUAGCUACAAGAAGGUGUGGAAGGCAAAGCAGAAGACAGUUGCCUAG